AUGAUUCGACGUCUUUUUAACAUCGAUCAGACAAAAUAUAGAUAUUUUUCUAUCAUAUCAUCAUCGCCCAUAAAGUUAAAUGCAACUAUGAAGAAACUCAUCGAAUCUCGACAAUAUAAAGAAGUUCUCGAUCUUUUUGAUCGACAAUCUCAAGUAUUCACAGAUAGCACACUUACCUUGGCUUUGAAAGCAUGUGCUAAACUAUGUGAUCGUGAACGUGGUAUUCGCAUUCAUCGGCAGCUAUCAUCACAAGCACUUCGAGAUUCUUUUACUCAAACAUCACUGAUUCAUUUUUACAUGCAAUGUCAUGACAUUGAUCAUGCUCAUCAGAUCUUUUCGGCCAUUGAUAGAAAGACAAUUUUUAUGUAUAGUGCAAUAUUCAAAGGUUAUAUCUCAAAUGAUAUGCCUGAAAAAGUACUCGAACUAUUUGAUGAAAUGUCAAUAGCACCCGAUGAAGUAAUUAUCACAAUAUUAUUCAAUGCCUGA
Messenger RNA from Didymodactylos carnosus, 486 nucleotides. Lineage: Eukaryota; Metazoa; Rotifera; Eurotatoria; Philodinida; Philodinidae. The record is from the annotation of a GenBank genome assembly.